Molecule: messenger RNA, 4864 nt
Organism: Solanum lycopersicum (tomato)
Lineage: Eukaryota; Viridiplantae; Streptophyta; Magnoliopsida; Solanales; Solanaceae
Product: cytochrome P450 716B1-like
Biological process (GO): sterol metabolic process
Molecular function (GO): iron ion binding; monooxygenase activity; heme binding
Source: RefSeq, a predicted model, not a curated record
GUUAUCCACGUGUCUUGUGGCACUUCAAACUUUAUUAUAGGAAAAAAUUAAUAAACAGGACUCCAUUUUCUUCUUGUCUUUUCUUUCAAUGGUUUCUCAAAGUUUGGUGAACAUUUGGUUUUUGCCCAACAUAACUCUCAGUAUAUAUGCUAAAGCUUCCAUCAGCAGCAACAACAACAAAUAUCAGUUAAUUUUGUCCAUCAAAAUUAGCAAUAACAACAAGUAUCAAUUAACUCUUCCACGAACAAAUGAAAAAAAAUCACUUAAUAUUUUGUUUAUGCUGGAUUUGUCCAUGAACCAUAAUUCUGGGUGAUCGUUGCCUUCUCGAAAUGAAUGAUGAAGAUCAUAAACGGGUUAGCCAGAUAGUCCUCUGCAUUAUGAUAAUAGGUAUUACCUUUGAUCAUAAACUUGCCUUCUACGCGCUGCAAUCACGGCCUCAAGGCAAGCAAAGAUGUCCAGAAAAUGUUGAAACAACUUAUUUCAGAGAAACACAACAUGAGUUUGACAGCAACUUAGCUUCAUUCCACCAGGACCUCAUCACCUGCUUGCGCAGCAUCCCUGGAGAGAAUAAACAAGAACUCGUGUCUGAAAAUGAAAUCAUUCACAAUGUCAUGCUCAUCAUGGUCGCCGGAUAUGAAACUUCAUCUGUCUUGAUAACUUUCAUGGUUAGAGUUUUAGCAAAGAAUCCAAACAUUCAUGCAGCUUUCCUUAAAGGUAAGACUGCCUCUGAAUUUCAUUCAGACUGGAGUUACUCUUAUCUUUCGGGUUUCUUCUAAAUAAGUUGUGGGAAUGCAGACCAGGAAGGUAUUGCACAGAGUCACUCACUUGGGAAGACCUUGGCAAUAUGAAAUACACCUGGAGAGUGGCCAUGGAGACAAUGAGACCGUUCCCUCCCAUUUUUGGAGGCUUCAGGCAGACUGUAAAGGACAUCGAGUACGGAGGCAACCUCAUUCCAAAAGGAUGGCUAGUAAGAUCAAAAUCCCCAUCUUUGAUUUUCCAGUCUUCAACCUGUUAAUUUUGGUGGUACUCAGUCUUUUUCUGAUUGGCGUAAUCCAAAUUUAACCGCUGCUUAAUGGCUGCAUAUAUAUAUUCUGGGUACGGCUAAAACACACAUGAAUAGCUGCAUUUUUCAAAGAAGCAGAGAAAUUUGAUCCAGCAGAACACAGCAUCUUUGCCUCCUUACAACUUUGUUCCUUUUGGAGGGGGAGCCCCGUAUAUGUCCUGGAUACGAGUUUGCAAAGAUUGAAACUUUGGUCACAAUCCAUUACCUAAUAACACAUUUCACAUGGAACCUAUACUGUACAGACGAUUUCUUCAGCAGGGACCCAAUGCCAGUACCAACUCAAGGAUUUCCCAUUCAAAUAAUUCCCAGGAAGCCUCUCUAGUUCAAAAAAUUCAAUCCUACAAUCUUCUCAAAGAGGCAGCAGACUUCGUAAACCUUAAGACUCAUAAGAGGAAUAUUAUGCGAUAAGUUGAAGUGUAUUAUAUCACUCAACUCAUAAGGUUUUUCCCUUUGUCUUUCAACUAUUUAGUAACUUUAUGGUAUUUAAGCUUUAGCUUGAGCACAUCAACUAAUGAGAAGGCUUUGUUUUUUUUAAUAAUCGUAAUAUCAUAGCCAACUUGUGGGCAUCUCGACUAGCAAAGUCUUUGUAUCUGUUUGUCUUUUUAUAACCAUGAUAUUCGAGUCACCUCGACUAUCAAAAAGUUUUUGUACCUAUUAUGUGAGGUUGAUGGCAUAUUUAUUCUCUAUUUUCAAAUUUUGUGCACCUCGACAAUCAAAGUCUUUGUAUCUUUUUGUCUUUUUAUAACCAUGAUUUAGUAGAUGUAAAAACUUAUGAAUUGGUGUAUACAGCCGGCUGAAAAUGUACUUUUAUUGAAUACAAUGGGAUUGCUUUUUCGAGUUUUUAACUAUAGUUUUGUGAUACACUUGACUUUGCUUUUUCAUGGUGUAUCAAUCUAACAAAACAAUUAUUGGAUCAUGAUUAUUUAUUUUCAAACACAAAAAGAAAAAGAUAAUGUCCGAAACAACUUGUGCACACCUUGACUAUUCAAUUAGAUACCUACUAUCUCCCACCAACACAAGUACCAGAGUACUGGACAAAGUACCUAUGUUGUAUCAAUUUAUCAAAUAAAUUAUCAGAUGUAAAGAUCAUCACCAUUAUCAUGACAUGAUUGAUUUGGACUCUGCACUACUUGUUUUCAAUUAUAAAAUAAACCACAAUUGUCCUAUUUACCAACACUCUUCCUGUACGACAUGUUGGUCGAGUUAAAGUAUAGUUUGGUAUAUCUCUAUGUGGUAUAUACCACAAUCACUGGAAAGUAUAGUUUGGCAUAUCUAGAUGUGGCUUAUACCAUAAUUACUGAAAAGUAUAGUUUGGUAUCUCUAGAUAUGGCAUAUUUGUGUUAUAAGAUACCAUACUGGAGCUGAGAUACUUUUCCAGAAACCAACAAAGUUAACAACACAAGAAAAUUAUAUAAAAUACUUCUACUUCCUAAGCUCAUUACCUUUAUACCUUCAAUCAUGAACUUUAUAGUAACUAUUUUCCUAUUUCUACUCCCGGUAUUCCUCCUCCUUGUUCGGAGGAGGAGAUCAUUGACGAGGGUUCCACCAGGAUCCCUUGGAUUUCCGAUCAUCGGUCAAAGUUUUGGGAUGCUAAGGGCAAUGAAAGCCAACACAGCAGAGAAAUGGCUUGAAGAAAGAGUACAGAGAUAUGGUCCUAUCUCAAAGCUAAGCCUCUUUGGCAAGCCCACUGUAUUCAUUUAUGGACAGGCUGCUAACAAGUUUGUAUUUACCAGUGAUUGCUCUGUCCUCACUAAUCAGCAGCCACAGUCAGUCAAGAUGAUUCUGGGCAAUCGUUGCCUUUUGGAACUCAAUGGUGAAGAUCAUAAACGGGUUAGAGAUGCCCUGGUAUCGUUCUUGAAGCCAGAUUGUCUUAAGCGUUAUGUUGGAAAGAUGGAAGAAGAAGUCAGAAUCCAUGUCGAGACUUACUGGAAAGACAAGCAAAUAAUUAAGGUAUUACCUUUGAUGAAGACACUCACCUUCAACAUUAUUUGCUCUCUCCUUUUCGGGCUUGAACGUGGAGCUCAAAGAGACCAAAUGAUUCAUUAUUUCCAGCAGAUGAUAGAAGGAAUUUGGUCAAUCCCUAUAAACUUGCCUUUUACGCGCUUCAAUUGCAGCCUCAAGGCAAGCAAAGAUGUCCAGAAAAUGCUGAAACAGCUUGUUUCUGAGAAACACCAUGAGUUUGACAACAACUUAGCUUCAUCCCAUCAGGAUCUCAUCACCUGUUUGCUCAGCAUCCGUGGAGAGAACAACCAAGAACUCAUAUCUGAAACUGAGAUCAUUCACAACGUCAUGCUCAUAAUGGUUGCUGGAUAUGACACUUCAUCUGUCUUGAUAACUUUCAUCGUAAGACUUUUAGCAAAGUAUCCAAACAUCUACACAGCUGUCCUUAAAGAACAAGAAGAGAUAGCAGAGACCAAGUCACCUGGAGAGUCCCUAACUUGGGAAGACCUUGGCAAGAUGAAAUACACAUGGAGAGUGGCAAUGGAGACAAUGAGAAUGUUCCCUCCCAUUUUCGGAAACUUCAGGCAGACUGUAAAAGACAUUGAGUAUGGUGGCUACCUCAUUCCGAAAGGAUGGCAAAUAUUCUGGGUAACGACUAAGACACAUAUGGAUAGCAGCAUUUUCCAAGAACCAGAGAAAUUUGAUCCAGCACGUUUUGAGAACUCAGCAUCUUUGCCUCCUUACAACUUUGUUCCAUUCGGAGGGGGAACCCGUAUAUGUCCUGGAUACGAGUUUGCGAAGAUUGAAACCUUGGUCACAAUCCAUUACCUAGUAACACAUUUCACAUGGAAGCUAUGCUGUACAGAUGAUUUCUUCAGCAGGGACCCAAUGCCUGUACCAACUCAAGGACUUACCGUCCAAAUCGUUCCCAGGAAACCUCUAUAAUUCAAUGAAUUCAAUCAUACAAUCACACAUUCUUCUUCAACAGGAAGUGAGUUUUGUCAACCUCAAGACUCCAUAUUAUGAUACAUUGCUGUUAAAAGUACACUAAAACUAGACUGGGUUUGACAUCAAAUUUGAAUCUCCUAAGGGGAAUACUCACUAUAUUAUGAUGUAUUCAUGUCAAAAGAUGUACACUUUUAAGGCCUGACAAUCCAGCCGCGAUUAUUGAAACUUUAUAUUUGAAAGUUAAAAGGGCUAAAAAUUAGAUAUGAGAAAUUGGAACUUCAACAUGCAUAAGCACAAUUCUUCUUUUCUCUAGAUUUAGCUAUUACAGCUCAAAAGUUAUAUAACUUCUUCUUUUUCCUAUGAAGCUUAAAGUUAUACAACUUUUGUUUACUGAAACUUGAAAACUAAAAGUUGGAUGUAAAAGAUAAAAUUUUCCGUGGGGUCCGAGGAGAGUAGAGUGUAUGCAAAUCUUAACUUUACCUCGUAGAGAUAGAGAGGCUAUUUUCAGUUGACCCUCGGCUUAUAUAAAGCAUUUCCAAGCAGUUUGUAAAAUGGAAUUCAGAAAUGAGUAGGAAAGAUGAAAUUUUCCAAACAUACCCAGUGUAAUCCCACAAGUGGGGUAUGAGGAGGAUAGUGUAGACCGACCUUAACCCUACCUCGUAGGGUUAGAGAGGCUAUUUUCAAUAGACCCCAACUUACAACAAAGCAUCUCCAAGCAGUUUGAAAAAUGGAAUAGAGAAACGAGAGCAGGAAAGAUGAAACUUUUCAGGGGCAUAUUUGAGCACUUGUUAGUCCUUUCAUGUUAUGUAAUUGAUUCUUGGGUAAUUUGUCAAAAUUUUGAGGUUGGCACUGAAACAACUUUACUAUAGAAAAAUUGAGUGUAGAUAUCUUAAGUUACAAAGGCAGAAAAAA